Astrephomene gubernaculifera is the source of this 313-nucleotide messenger RNA. The record is from the annotation of a GenBank genome assembly. Lineage: Eukaryota; Viridiplantae; Chlorophyta; Chlorophyceae; Chlamydomonadales; Astrephomenaceae.
CCUGUUCGAGGCUCCCGACCUGCAGCUGCUCUUCGACCCGGACGAGCAGGGAGCGGGGGACGGCUACUUCCUGGCGCUAGGCGGGCUCAGCGCACGAGCCGCUCAGGAGCUCCCUACCCCAGCGGCGACCGGCACCACCACCGCAAACGAGCCCUCCAAGAAGACAACCAUGCGCACCCUCAACGCAACCGCAACGCCCACCGAUGGCGUCGCCGCAGCCGCCAUCACCGCCGCCCUUGCCACCGCCGGCCCGGCGGGUUUUAAUCUGUACGGCGAUACCCCGCACAACGUCUUCCAGGAGCUGCCCACGGAC